Messenger RNA from Geodia barretti, 921 nucleotides. The record is from the annotation of a GenBank genome assembly. Lineage: Eukaryota; Metazoa; Porifera; Demospongiae; Tetractinellida; Geodiidae.
CUGACUGCAGUCGGCCGGGCGCCGGUGCCCGGACCGUUUCCCGAAGGAGCUGCCGUGCCCACCAAGGAGAUCGAUUUCGCCAGCGGAGACAAGGUCAGUUGGGUGACCGCGUCCGCGUUCGUUGUCUUCCAUGUCCUGGCGGUAGUGGCGCUGUUCAACGUGACCUGGCAGGCGGUGGUCGUGGCCGCGGUGCUGCACUGGAUGUGCAUCGGUUGGGGCAUCGGCCUGGGCUAUCACCGGCUCCAUACGCACCGUUCCUACAAGACGCCGAAGCUCGUCGAGUACUUCUUCGCGAUCUGCGGCUGCCUGACGCUUCAGGGCGGGCCGGUGUUCUGGACCGCGCUGCACCGCAUCCAUCACCAGCACUCCGACAAGACCGGCGAUCCGCACACGCCGCGCGACGGCAAGUGGUGGUCGCACAUGCUGUGGACCAUCUUCGGCGAAGAGCUGCACCACGACACCGCGAUCAUGGGCAAGUACGCCCCCGACCUGAUGAAGGACCGGUUCUAUCAGGUGCUCACGCGGUGGCACUGGGUGCCGCUGGUGGUUCUGGGGCUGGCGCUGAUUGCGAUCGGCGGCUGGACGUGGGCGCUGUGGGGGGUGUUUCUCCGCGUCGUCGUCGGUCUCCACUGCACGUGGCUCAUCAACUCGGCGACCCAUCUCUGGGGCAGCCGCCGCUUCAACACCAGCGACGAUUCGAAGAACUCGUUCUGGGUGGCCCUCAUCACUUUCGGGGAGGGCUGGCACAACAACCACCAUGCCCACCCCCGGUCCGCCCGACACGGCAUGACCUGGUGGGAAGUCGACCUGAGCUGGAUGCAGCUUCGUGUGAUGCAAUGGUUGGGGCUCGCGUGGGAUGUGCAGGUCCCGAGCGCCACGCAGAUCGUCCACAAGACGCUGUCGCUCGAGAACGCUGCGUAG